AUGGGAAAUAGUCUCAGCACUUUGAAGCCGCUAUUUUCGAGUUCUUCUGCCCUUCUUCUCCUUCUUGCUGUCAUAACUCAUGUACCCGUUGUCACGGCUAGUGGUCCUUUUGAAAGAGAAGAGUGCGCUGCGUACAUCACAGCAGAAUAUAAUAAGACGAAUGGCACUAGAUGGAAUUCAUCAAUACUCUUCUCGAUCGCUAACAUUUCCGAACCGAUUCUCACUCUUAAUGGAUGCGAGACGAUAUGUGGGGCGGGGACAGGAUGGUACCCAGACAUAGGGCCUCGUCUCGUGGAAUGGUUUCUUCCGAUAUUCCUGCUUAUCUCCAACAUGCAAUUUCCUCUCAUCGGAAUGGAAAGUUUUUUUCUCGUGCUGCACUUACUCGGAGACCCGAUUGAUUCGACUUGGUCACUCCUGGACAAAAUCGAUAGCUGGAAUCGAUGCUGUGCCUUAGCUCGAAAAAGACUCACCAAUGAAGCGGAUAUCUGGUGCCUCGCCAUCAUUUAUGCAGCUCGGAGAGAGAUUGAAGACGUUUCUGAUUACCAGCUAGAACAAACCGAUAUCAAUAUAACUUCGGUCAGAACGACUGCGAGCGAUCUCUUGAGGCAAAGAAAGAACGAGAUCUUUCGGACAGUUUUUGCUGUUGCGAUGUAUAUCUUCCAGGUUAUUUCGGCUUUCGUCCCUUCCGUCGGAGCGUCAUCGAGCCCUUCAGGGGGAAAGAUUGGCACUGCGAUGCUCCUGUCUUGGCUUGUGCCUGUUGUCAUGUUGAGUAAUACAGUUGGUGAUUUGGGUUCUCCUGCGAGUACCGAGAAAACUAUAUCAACGUUCAUGGCCAGCAAUAAACAACCGAGAAACAUAAUCAACGUCUCGGUUUGGUCUGGUGCUCUAUACUCUUAUCGUCCGAACAAAGGUCUCGGCAACUCGGGAUGGAGAUUAGCUACCAUCUCCGCUCUCCCCGUCGCGAUUGCUUUCGGAACAUCUUUCACAGUUCUUGAAGCAGGACCUACAUACUUCAGUUGUCGUUCGCUUUUUGUCAUUGGGGCAUCUGCAUACUGGGGCUUGAGCGCACUCUUGACGUACACCUUCUCGCGAAAAGCCGUGCAAUCCUGUUUCUCAUCAGGAAAACAUCUCUGGUACGUCAUCUUGGUGAAAGAUUUCCUGGUCGCUGCUCCCAUCCUGAGCUUGAUUGUCGCCUCUAGCUGUGGAUAUUGGAAUACCUGCUAUUGCUGGGGCGGAGGUCCAGCGCAUGGGGACAAUACUAAGGUUCCAUUGAACCCGACGAACAUCUUCAAUUUCAACAACGGGAAGUUCUACCCUGCCAUAGUAGGAACUGGUCUCGGAUUCCAGCUUAUAGUCUUCUUGGUUAUGCUGGGAUUCGGAUGGCAUGGUCUCAGGGCCCUGGGGCUCCGGCUGCCUUUGCUGAACUGGAUGACCUCGUGGUGGUGGGAAAGGAGGGUGGUUCGGGGUUCCAAUCGACUUGCACCAGUGGCUGAAGCUGAACCUCAGUGGGAAAACAGAGAAUUGAGUUGUAUGGGUAUAAUGGAUGAAAAUCAGGGUGGGACGGAAAUAAAGUGCGAGGAAGUGUAAGAAAGGCUUCCAGAAAGUAAGACCAAGACCUUCAGGAGCUUUCGCGAGGGUGUCCAUCUUUGUAAUCAGCUUCUAAUGCAGUCUUCUCAAUGUGAUUGCGGGGAGGUCUUUCUUCCCUGUCCUCAGAUCAAAAGAUCAGCC
Molecule: messenger RNA, 1728 nt
Organism: Hyaloscypha bicolor E
Lineage: Eukaryota; Fungi; Ascomycota; Leotiomycetes; Helotiales; Hyaloscyphaceae
Exons: 1
Coding region: 1-1587 (528 amino acids)
Source: RefSeq, a predicted model, not a curated record